AUGGAAGAAUCCCUCUACUUUUCAUUGCUCCGAAUAUCAGUGGCUCAGAUGCUAAAAGCUUCCGGGUUUGAUAAAUGCAAACCACUGGUACUCAAUACAGUCACGGAUUUGUACAUUCGACAUUUAGAGUUAAUUUUGAAUAGCGCAAAGAAAUUCGCUAUUGCUCGUUCUAAUUGUACAAACGAAAUCCUUGCACAAGACCUACUUCAGGCAUUCAUGGAUGUACAAUUUCUCAAACCACUGUCAUUCGAAAGCUGUUUAGAUCCUAGAGAUUCCUCAACCGCCCCUACUGCGGAAUAUAAUACGAAAUCUGUCGAAUCCUUCAAACGUUGGCUACAGUAUAGUGAUUCCUACAGAACAAGUAAAAAGCUAAGUGAGGUCCCAAUUUCCAUGAUACAUAACUUGAUUGACAAGCGAAAAGUGGACACAUCAUCCGAAACAGAUCAGGAAAGGAAAAAACGCCGCUUACGUGAGCGACAAGAAUAUUAUAACCAACUCAAGCAAGGUGACGAGAAUUUUCAGCGAGACAUGGGCAGACUUGUGGAUGAUUUCGAGGAGGAUGAAAUUACCAGUGACGACAAGUUGUCAUGGCUCACAUAUAUGGCUGAGAAGGACUUGAAAUUAGGGCAUAAUUUUAAGUUCGUCAACACGACUAUUCAAGACAGUCUUAUCCCUCUUCAGAAGAACAAGAAAUUUCACCCGCCUUCUAAAAACGGAGAAGACAGCUAUCGUUCUUUCCAGAAUCAUCUUCGCAAUUCCAAUAAGUAUGACCAUGUUGUUAUCCAGAUACAAGAACUGGCUGAUGCUGAUGGCUCUGAGAAGACUCCUAUCGUACUUCCAUCUUCACAGUUGAAAAAUGCUUUACCGUACAAUGUUAAGUACCCAGACUCUCUUAUGAAUGAUGAUCUCGAGCUUUAUGUGAACUAUGCUCAAACCCAUCCUGAGGAAAUUGAGAAAAUCGUGAACAAGAAGCGGGUCGCUAAAGGCGGUGAUGACAUUUUAUUGGAAGCCAUAACUUCAGGUUCAAUUCUUGACGUUCCCUCGUUAAGCACGGUAGGCGAGUCUCUUGUUGACACAUCAGAAAACAAUAAUGAGAACGAUGAGCUAAGCAAUAAUGAUGAAAAACAAACAGAUGGCGUUGAAACCAACAAGCUGCCCCUAAGUCAAGAAGAUGCUUCGACAGCAUAUGAAACAAAUAACACCCAAGACCAAGAAAUGGUGGAUGCAAAUGGUGAUACAGAUCAGGUUCAGAAAGACCCUGAAGUUAAUGAUCAAGUCGAAAAUGCUGGUGAAGAUGUCAGUGUCGAUGGAAAGGAAGAAGAUAGUAGAGAAGAAGUGGAAGAUAUAGAGAAAAAUGCGGAGCCAGAGAAGGAAUUAGAUGGGGACGGAAAAGAGAACAACGAUUAA
Messenger RNA from Clavispora lusitaniae ATCC 42720, 1407 nucleotides. RefSeq lists its product as uncharacterized. The record is from RefSeq and is a predicted model, not a curated record. NCBI's taxonomy places the organism in Eukaryota, Fungi, Ascomycota, Pichiomycetes, Serinales, Metschnikowiaceae. Gene Ontology annotation, molecular function: protein heterodimerization activity.